Molecule: messenger RNA, 897 nt
Organism: Harpegnathos saltator (Jerdon's jumping ant)
Lineage: Eukaryota; Metazoa; Arthropoda; Insecta; Hymenoptera; Formicidae
Gene: Pgls
Product: 6-phosphogluconolactonase
Exons: 4
Coding region: 126-851 (241 amino acids)
Biological process (GO): carbohydrate metabolic process; pentose-phosphate shunt
Molecular function (GO): 6-phosphogluconolactonase activity
Source: RefSeq, a predicted model, not a curated record
UGACGUGACCGGCACGUUUUCGACAUGCUUGCCAAUGCUUGCGCAUCAGCCUGGUUGCGGAGAUACUUUUCGAUCGUACUCGUAUAUAAUUUCGCUUUAAGUUCUUCUGUUUUAACCGCGACGGAAUGGUCGAGAUAGUACGGACGGCAGACGAAGAAGAUCUGUAUGCAUACAUCAACAAUGUUGUUUCUCAGGCUGCCGAUUCCGCGUUCUUGCACGGCGACGGCCUUUUCCGAAUCGGAGUAUCGGGAGGCUCUAUGGUGGAUGUGUUAGCAAAAUGUUUACCAAAGAUCAAAACCGACUGGAGCAAGUGGCGCAUAUUUUUCUGCGAUGAACGGAUUGUGGAGCCGAAUGAUGAACGCUCAAAUUUAGCACUCUACAAGAACAGCUUUAUCAACAAAGUACCAGUUACCGAGGAGCAGUUCAUACAAGUUGAUCCUAAUCUUUCUGCGGAAGAUGCGGCGAUGGAUUACAUUAAAAAGAUUUCAUCAUUCUUCCCACCGGACAGAUUUCCUCGGUUCGAUUGCUUGCUACUAGGUGUGGGUCCUGAUGGGCAUACCUGCUCAUUGUUUCCAAACCAUACGCGUGCUCUGGAAGAGAUAAAUAUGUGGGUCACCUGGGAAGUGGAUGCGCCAAAACCACCUCCUUGUAGGAUUAGCCUCACCCUGCCGGUUAUUAACAAUGCACGUGUGUGCAUUUUCAUCGCUACCGGCUCCUCUAAAGCUGACAUUGUGAAGAGGAUAUUAGAGAACAAAGAAGAUCUACCGGCUAGCAGGGUAAAACCAAACAACGGUGUUCUCUAUUGGCUGCUUGACAAAGAUGCUGGCAGUUUGCUUGACAGCACACCUUAAAUUCGAGACUGAUAGCACAACUAACGAUCGCAGUACCUGAAAAAAA